Messenger RNA from Mycetomoellerius zeteki, 1381 nucleotides. Its product is annotated as myb/SANT-like DNA-binding domain-containing protein 4. The transcript has 5 exons. The coding region runs from base 428 to 1381 and encodes 317 amino acids. The record is from RefSeq and is a predicted model, not a curated record. Lineage: Eukaryota; Metazoa; Arthropoda; Insecta; Hymenoptera; Formicidae. Gene Ontology annotation, cellular component: nucleus.
GAAUGUCGGCACCAUAAUGAUGAGUGAGAUGUGUCGUCGCAAACGAAUACUAAAGAAAUACCAUAAUCGUGCGGUGUGUCUUUUAUAUCAUGUCCCCGUUGAGGAUGUGUAUCUCUACUUCUCUUAGGGCCGGUUGUUCCAUCUUUCGGUAAAUCUCGGCUUAUUCGAUAGAUUAUUACCUAUAGGAUAAAUCUUAUCCGGCAGUUUACCAACUACUUAUACAUGAGCGUUGUUCCACGACUAUUUAUCCUACUGAUAGUUACCUGUUGGUUAAGAGCGAUAUAUCGCGAUAUUUAUUUCCGGAAACGUUUGGCAGCAACUUCAAGUGGGUGCAAACUAACCUAUCACUGAAUUUACUUGGCUGCGUUCAGCGGCCAAUGUAUUGAUAUGUGUUUACCUUCGACAAUCUUAAUCUUUAUUUUCUGAGAUGACCGAAAAAAAAAAGAGAGAGAGAGGUUCCAAUUUCUCUAACAAAGAAGUUGAGAUAUUGGUUUCAAUAAUUCAAGAGUUUAAAAAUAUAAUAGAGUGCAAAAAAACAGAUGCCACAACUUGGCGAGAUAAAGAUGCUGCAUGGGAAAAUGUAGCGAAGGCAUUUAAUUCCAGUUCUGGUGAAGUUUUUCGAUUGAAAAAAGCAUUAAAAGCAAAAUAUGAAGAUAUUAAGAAAAACGUUAAGAAGAAAUUAGCACAUAAUAGAUUAGAAACCUUCAAGACUGGUGGAGGUGAACCACAAAUUCGUUCCUUAACUGGUAUCGAAGAAAAUAUUAUUUCGAUGCUACCAUCAUCUAUAGAAGGUUUACCAUCUGUGUGGGAUAGCGAUCAACUAGAAACGAGCCAAAAAGAUGCAAUAAAUGUAGGUAUACAGCAACAUUCUACGAAUGCAAACGACACUAUACAGGUGGAUGAUACUCAUGUGAAGAUGAUUAGUCCUACAGGAUCAGUUGAUGAACAAUUUCAUAUGGAAUUCUUAAUCACUUCUGAUAAAGAAAAUAAUGAAGAAAAUGAGAAUAAGUCUGACAACCAAGAUUGUAAUCAAGGAACUGAGAAGAAAAGAUACGAGACUGGUGUUUCUAUGUUGAAAAAGAAAAUAACACCAGAGUUACGCACUGGCAAAAGGUUGAAAAAAUUGCAUCAGCCACUUGGCAUGCAUGAAACCUCAGGACGAGACCGAGAAAUGAAAGAAGAACUUCAUCAACUAAGAAUAAACAUAUUGAAAAAAGAACUAGAAAUUAAAGAAAAACAAUUUUUCGCAGAAAUCGAGAUAAAUACAGAACGAUUAAAAACUGCUAAAGUUGAAGGCGAAAUGAGGGUUUUGCAAAAACAAAUAAAGGAAGCUAAAUUAAAAAAACUACAUUGUUACGUUACGAUAAAUAUGGCUAUAUGA